AUGCAAAAUGCAUGGUUGUUAUCACUAAACCGACAGAAGGUCGAAGAGGAGCUGAAACGGCUCGAGGAUGAUGACGUCAUCGAGACAGUCGCAGGCCUUACGCCAUGGGUCUCCCCCAUCCUGACGCCACCCAAGGAUCCGGACAAGGUUAGAAUUUGUGUCAACAUGAGACAGGCCAACACCGCCAUUCAACGUGAAUGCCACAUCACUCCAACCAUGGAUGAUAUAAUCCACGAGUUGAAUGGAGCUACAGUCUUCUCCAAACUCGACCUGACUGCCGGUUACCAUCAGCUAGAACUCCACCCUGACAGCAGGUACAUCACGAUUUUACCACCCACCUUGAAAGACCAUGAUGACAGUCUCAAAGUUGUGUUCCAGAGACUGAAAGAAAGGCUCACGCUCAAUAAAAAGAAAUGUGAAUUCAACAAAAGUAAAGAUCCACAAGACCAGACUGAAGUCAGGAGUCUGAUGGGCAUGGUCAACUACAGCGCUCGUUUUAUCAAAGACUUUGCUUCCAUCUCUGCACCACUGCACAUGAGUGAAAGCACAAGAGCGAUGAAAGUGGCAGAGGAGUAUGUCAACUUUGUGUCUGAGCAUGCUACACCCAAUGACAUGACUCUCCAUGAGAUAAAAGACAAAAAUGCUAAAAGACCCAAUCCUGCAAAAGACAAAUUUCCCUCUAUUUCUUACAGACAGCCAAGUCUUCAACCAUCCAGAUCAACUCUGAUUGAUCAGGGUCCUCCAAAACGAUUUAGCCUAAACACAGAUAAAAAAGUUUUGGAUGAUGACGGAAAAGUCCGAAAAUGGACUUUUGGGAAAAAAGAUGAUAGUAAACCAAACAAAAUUGUUCUUCUGGUGGGAGAGACCGGAGUCGGCAAGACGACUCUCAUCAACACCAUGGUCAACUACUUACUGGGAGUGAAGUUUGAGGAAGAAAAGUGGUAUGAAAUUACAGAAGAAGCAUCUGGAGAUCAAUCAGAAUCACAAACCUCUGAAAUCACCAUGUAUGAGGUCUUUCCUGAAGAGAGUCCCAUAUCUCUCACCAUCAUUGAUACUCCAGGCUACGGAGACACUAGAGGACUGGACAAAGAUCUGGAAGUUGCUGAGAAUUUAGCCACUCUGUUUCAAAGCAAUGAUGGAGUUUGUGAAGUAGAUGCUGUGUGUUUUGUGAUUCAAGCGUCUAAGAAUCGUCUCUCAGACAGACAGCAUUACAUUAUCAGUUCAAUUCUGUCUUUGUUUGGUAAAGACAUUGUGAACAACAUUGUGUUUUUAAUCACACACUCUGAUGGUCUGCCACCCACAAAUGUCAUUGGUGCCAUUAAUAAAGCUAGAAUCCCCUGCAGACGAGACAAAAGUGGGCAACCUGUUAAUUUCUUAUUCAACAACCGGCAGGCUGAAGGCCGUCACACUAAAGAACGUCACGUUCGCGCUCAAAGAGAUGCCUGGGAAGACAGUGUGGAUGGCAUGAAGCAAUUCCUUCAGUCUCUCGAUGAAAAGAACCGAAGAAGCUUAGAGUUGACUUCAAAUGUUCUGAUUGAGCGAAUUCGAUUUGAAGCAUCCAUCUGCAACUUACAGCUGCGAGUUCAAGAGAAAGAAUCAAAAAAGGCGGAAAAACUUCAGAUUCAAAAGGCAUUGAGACAAAACAAGGAAAAUAUCGAAGGGUGCAACAACUUUAGCAUUAAAAUCGAUAAGACUGUCAAAGAGAAGGUGCCCAUCGAGAGCAGGUCAUGGAAGAACAGGAAAGCGACAACCUGCACAGUCUGUGAAGAAAACUGUCAUGAGUUUGACUGCUGGUGGGGUUCAAAUCCCAGCAAAUGUGAAGUCAUGAAAGACGGUUUCUGCACUGUGUGCACAGGGAAGUGUCAUCACAGCAAACACGUCAAAGAAAACAAGAAAUACGUCAUCAGAACCUCAAGCACGAUGGUACAAUAUGACUCUAUAAAAAGGAAAUAUGAAAAAGCCCAAGAGCAAACCAAGAGGUUUUUGAUUGUAAUGAACAAUGUUGACAAAGAUCUCCAGGAUAUUGAAACCCAAAAGUCAAUUCUUCUGUUCAAUGCAUACAGGACCAUCAAGCACCUGUCUCAGAUCGCAUUGAAACCAGACUCUGCCUUCACUCUUCAGCAUCUGGACUUCUUCAUCCCCAGAGUGAGGGAGGCUAAGAAAGAAGACUGGGUCAGGGAGCUUGAAGAAAUGAGGAGAAAAGCUGUAGAUGAUGAAGCCAAUAAAGACGCUCUGAGUUAUCUGAAAGCUGGUCUAGCAAAAAUUUUCCUUGGUAGACAAUGAACAUUUGUGAUUACACUUCUUAUGUUUUUCUUUAUACUGUUCAGAUUUGUAAGAAAUAGUUUUGAUAAAUUACUUGAACUGGAAAAUACAACAACUUUGCAAAUAUCUUCAUGAAAUAACAGACUUGUAGAUAUUUGACA
Molecule: messenger RNA, 2423 nt
Organism: Carassius gibelio (silver crucian carp)
Lineage: Eukaryota; Metazoa; Chordata; Actinopteri; Cypriniformes; Cyprinidae
Exons: 4
Coding region: 1-2283 (760 amino acids)
Molecular function (GO): GTP binding
Source: RefSeq, a predicted model, not a curated record